AUGGCGCGAAUGCCCACCAGUAUGGCAAAGAACCAGCCCAGAGAACACGCCAAACAGGCUGCAUCCGAGACUGCGGAUGAAAUUAUGUCUGAAGUAGAGCAGUUACGUCAACAAGCUGAUGUCAGUGGUGGAGGUCGCCGUACGCUUGAACAACUGCAAGACGAAGCCCGGACCCUUGGCGAGAAAGCGCGCGGUAAGAUGGAGCAAAUGAACGAAGCAGUUCGCGAUGCUGCGGCUUCUGCGCGUAAGAACACGCGGCUACCCGAAUCUGCUCCCGUGUCGACUGACGCGAUUAGCGAUACGGUGAUGGAUUCCUUAAAAACUGCGAGUGAGAAGCUCAGUGCAGAGAUAAGCGAUCUUGGCCAACGAGUGGAGAGCGUCAAAAAUCGCGUAUCGGAGUCGAUGCAAGCUGCCGGUGGAAAGGCAAAGGAUACCAUGCAAUUCGCUGGUGACAAGGCUAAAGAUACGUGGCACCAGAGUUCGGAAGCAGCAAAGAAUGUGGGUGAACGUGAAUAUUGUCUGCCGUUGCCAACGGAUCGCAUUUGCGCUCGGCAUGUUGCGCUUGUUGGCAUCCCUUUGGUGGCGCUGUUUCUAUUAAUGAUGAUUCGUCGUCGGUACCCUAAGAAGUGGAAAGCUAGUGUGAACAAGAUGAAGCAGCCAGGAAUGAUGUUGGCACGCGAAGUACCGUCCAGCGAGAAACUUAAGGCGAAGCUGCAAGGAGCUGCGGACAGUCUGGAAGAUACCGUUGAGUAUAGUAAGCAACGGGGCAAGGCAAAGGUUGACGAGGUGCGCAGCAAGUAUAAUCCCCCUGAGAACAAAAAGGAGCAGUGA
Molecule: messenger RNA, 831 nt
Organism: Plasmopara halstedii
Lineage: Eukaryota; Oomycota; Peronosporomycetes; Peronosporales; Peronosporaceae
Exons: 1
Coding region: 1-831 (276 amino acids)
Source: RefSeq, a predicted model, not a curated record